AUGACUGAGCCCCCUACGCAUCACACAGAGUCGCUGGGGAGCACGGUGGGCGUGCUGUUCAAUGGCGCGGUGAUUCUGCCAGACUCGGCGCAGUUCAGCCUGGGGUCGCUCCUGGCAGGUGUGUUUGACGAGAGCAUCCUGCCCCUGGCCCAUCUGGAGGGCACGCUGACCCGCAUGCUCACCUGCCUGCCCCGGCCUGAAGUGGCAGCAGCCCGGAAACAAGCCGUGCUGACCGUGCUGAGCUGCAUGGCCAGCUCAGGGCGAGUCAUGCAGGCCCUGGACUCGAUGCACGCCGCCGCCCGCCUGCUGCACUUUGGCCACGCCACGCUCGACCCCCGCCUGCGCGCCCGCGCGCUCUCCUUGGUCAAGGUGCUCAACCACAGCGCCUAG
This is a messenger RNA of Auxenochlorella protothecoides, 390 nucleotides long. RefSeq lists its product as hypothetical. NCBI's taxonomy places the organism in Eukaryota, Viridiplantae, Chlorophyta, Trebouxiophyceae, Chlorellales, Chlorellaceae. Bases 1 to 390 code for a protein of 129 amino acids. The transcript has 3 exons. The record is from RefSeq and is a predicted model, not a curated record.